GAGACAGCUCCGGUUCAAAAAUAUAAAAAUAUACACCAGAAACUCUUUCUUUUUGUUCCUGUUUAUUUCAUAUUAUAGAACAUUGAAAUGGUUCCGGUCCCGAAGCCUACAAAGCAAAUCUACGAUUACCUUGUGAUUGGUGGCGGCUCUGGGGGUUUGGCCUCUGCUCGCCGAGCCAGCGGUAUCCACAAGGCUAGCGUGGCCCUUAUAGAAGCACAACAUCGUCUCGGUGGUACUUGUGUCAAUGUCGGCUGCGUACCUAAGAAAGUCAUGUGGAAUACAGCUGCGGUGGCCGAGACUUUGCGCGAUGCUCCUAGUUACGGUUUCGAAUUGAAGGCCAUGCCAGCAUUCAACUGGGGCGCUUUGAAGGCUAAGCGCGAUGCUUAUGUGAAGCGUUUGAACGGAAUUUACGAACGUAACUUGGGCAACGAUAAUGUCGAGCAUUUGCAAGGUUUUGCUAGCUUUGUUGGACCCAACACCGUUCGUGUUCAGCACUCCGAGACCGAGUCGUACGAAGUGCAAGCAAAAAAUAUUCUAAUUGCCACUGGUGGCCACCCUAUUAUUCCCAACAUUCCCGGUGCUGAACUCGGCAUUGAUUCGGAUGGCUUCUUUGAUUUGGAAACGCAGCCCAAGCGUGUGGCUGUAAUUGGCACUGGUUACAUUGGUAUCGAGAUUGCUGGUAUUUUUAAUGCUUUGGGCUCAGAGACCACCGUAUUCUCGCGCACCAAGCACAUUCUGCGACACUUUGACAGCAUUAUUCGCGACAACGUGUUGAAGGAGAUGGAAGCGACCGGUGUCAAGUUUGCUUACGAGUCGCAGGUCAAGUCCUUGUCGCGCUCUGACAGCGGUAUCCGUGUCGAUUACGAAUCGGCUGGUGAGUCGAGUUCCGUGGAAGUCGAUUGCGUCCUCUGGGCUAUCGGCCGUGCACCCAACGUAAAGAAGCUCAACUUGGAUGCUGCUGACGUCAAGACCGACGAGAAGGGUUAUAUCGUUGUUGAUGAAUACCAGAACACCUCGACCGCUAAUGUGCUUGCAUUGGGUGAUGCCUGUGGUAACUUUGAAUUGACGCCUGUUGCCAUUGCUGCUGGUCGUCGUCUUUCGGACCGUCUCUUUGGCGGCGAGCAAUUCAAGAACGCAAAGAUUGAUUACGACAACAUUCCUACCGUUGUGUUCUCGCAUCCUACUGCCGGUACCAUUGGUUUGACCGAAGACGAAGCCCGUGCCAAGUUUGGCGAUGCCAAUGUCAAGACUUACACCUCCAAGUUCGUCAACAUGUACUUUUCCAUGCUGGAUCACAAGGAGCCCACUGCUUACAAGCUUGUGGUGACGGGCCCUGAGGAGAAGGUUGUUGGUGUGCAUCUGUUUGGCCGUGAAAGUGAUGAAAUCCUUCAAGGCUUCGGCGUUGCUGUUCGCAUGGGAGCCACCAAGGCCGAUUUCGAUAACUGCGUAGCUAUCCAUCCUACCGCUGCCGAGGAGUUGGUGACCAUGCGCUAAAGGGGGAUCGUCUCCUCUACUUUUCUUGUAAUUUCCUUUUUAUUAAUACUUGAUUGUACUAUAACAUUUGACACAUCCAUUACAUAUAUGCGAUAUACAUCAUUGCUGGGAUAUUGCGCAGCGUUAGAGUGCAUAAAUGCAUGCAAUUCUAUGUGAAACAGCAAGGAUUAUUGUAGUUCUUGUACGCAGCAAGAUGAUGAUACAGAAAAA
This is a messenger RNA of Zychaea mexicana, 1704 nucleotides long. RefSeq lists its product as uncharacterized. Lineage: Eukaryota; Fungi; Mucoromycota; Mucoromycetes; Mucorales; Lichtheimiaceae. Gene Ontology annotation, biological process: cell redox homeostasis; cellular response to oxidative stress; glutathione metabolic process. The record is from RefSeq and is a predicted model, not a curated record. The coding region runs from base 88 to 1494 and encodes 468 amino acids. The transcript has 4 exons. Gene Ontology annotation, molecular function: NADP binding; flavin adenine dinucleotide binding; glutathione-disulfide reductase (NADPH) activity. Gene Ontology annotation, cellular component: mitochondrion; cytosol.